UAAAAUAAAGAGUUCUUCAAAAUGUCAGCACAAUGGUGGAGGUUGCUUUGACCACGGUGCCAUCUGUCAUUUCACAUCACAACACAAAACUAUCAACAAAACAACAUAAGCCCUCCCAGCUCAUCCCCUCCCAAACCACCCAUUCCCUUAAAACUAUGUGCAAUCUUUCUUUCUAAACACCACCAAACCGGCUUCGGUUCUGUUGAAUUCCAUUUCCCACGAUACUUCGUCCGCAACCAUUGCCGAAACGUCAGCAGUACAGCGCGCAGCAGCUCGCCCGAUUAGUCCGUGCCUAAGGUGUGAAUGUUUUGCCGUCCGUACAAACUCGGUGCUCGUCCACUCAGCAUUGUUUUUCGGUGUUCGGUUAAAGUUUUUCUUUUUGUUGUGGUCUGUGAUGUGGUGAAUAAGCAGUUGAAUGUGACAUUAAAACCUCGUGAAAAUCAGAGUGCUGCAGGUGGAUCACCAGCAUCCUGCCCACCAAGGUGACGCAUCAAAGUGGAAGCUGUGUUUUCGGGAAGCUCUUUCGGGUGCUCUUUAGCACUGUAUUCAUCAUUUGUUCCUUGCUUCGUGCCAGCAAUCAUCUCGCUAUCGAGACUUGGAGCUAUCCAAGAACUUACCUUACUGCAGCAGGUUGGUCAGCGGGCCAGCCCCCGAUCGCAGCAUUCAUUCAUCGUUCGGAGCGCUUCUGGAGCGCGCCAAUAGGCCACGUGUGCCUUUGGAGAGAAUCGAAAGUAAACCCGGGAACGCUCGAGCUGUAGCUAGGCGCCUUCGGCGUCUGUAGUGUGUAUUUUACCCCCAGGGCAAUUUGAAGAACAGUAACCGCCUAUCCACCCGUUCCUAAUUCCUAACUCGAUCUUGUCCGCGACACGACGACGACGACGACGACGCAAGAGCUGAUAAAUAAGUGGAAGAAACGGCGAGCGAAAGGUGAAUGAAUCGCGGUGGCGAGUGAAGCACGCGGCCGGACCGUCGUGGGACGCGUUUGGAAAGAGCGGGUGUCCGAAAAGAUUUCUCCCGCGGUAAGUGGAUGUGGUUGCGGUCCACACAGACGGGCGGUUCCAAAGAUUACGUAGCGCCAAAGCGAGCCAGUGCCAACCUGUUUUCAAUCGUAUUCCACCAUCAUCGCGGGCGAACAUGGUGCAGCAGCGUUAGCGGUUGGUUCGUGCGAAGAAGGACCCAGUCAGACAGUCUUGCCAAACGGUCAGGGAAAGAGCGGUGAUAAUUGAUGAGAUAUAGUGUUUUGAGGUUGAAGUUUUGGUCGAGAGCCACAAUAAUACGCCUUUGUUCGAUCGUCUUGUGAUCGUUGCCACAUCUGGAAUUUGUGAUUUUCUCAAAUCAAAGCAACCGACAAGCAUAGUGUAACCAUGGUUUUGUGGAAUGAGUGAUCAGUUACAGCGAGGUGUGUAGUAUUGAAAGCAAGACAACAGCAAAAGAACACAUUUUCCUAUUCUGUGAGUGCGAUUAUUUGGGACUGACAAGCAAGACAGCAUGGAAACAAAUUUGGUACGCGUGCUGGAGGGACAAUAUCUGGACGAGCUGACGAGCGAGCUGUGCGAUUUUACGCUGGAAGAGCAGAAUGCGGCCACCGAAGCGCAGGGCGUGAAGCCGUUGGCCUCCUCCGACUAUGUACCGAUCGUCGGCAAAACGGUCACGUACGUGGUGGCGUGUGUGAUCGUGAACGACAGCAACGAGGUGCUGAUGAUGCAGGAAGCGAAAGAAUCGUGCGCCGGCAAGUGGUACCUACCGGCUGGCCGCAUGGAACCGGGCGAGACGAUCGUCGAGGCGGGCGUACGAGAGGUGCUGGAAGAGACGGGCCUUAAGGUGGAAAUUACUACACUACUAGCGGUGGAAACGGCCGGUGGAUCGUGGUUCCGUUUCGUGCUCACCGGCAAUGUAAUCGGGGGUGAACUGAAAACCCCUUCCCAAGCGGACCAAGAAUCCAUUCAGGCGAAAUGGUGUCAAAAUCUAAACGAACUAUCACUCCGUGCGAACGACAUCCUGCCGGUGGUGGAGCUGGCCCGCAACUAUCGCAAACGUGUGCCCAAAGAUCCAAACUGGCACCGGGCGAUAUUGCCCGCGCGAAAAGCCCACUACAAAAACUAUCUCCGGGUAGUGGUGGCGAUCAAGAACAAAACCACCAACCAGGUGUACGUGUUGCUGAGCGAGAAGACAGCCUACCACUUUCCGACGGUUGAAAUUCACCCGGGGCGCAGUAUUCAUUCCACGCUGAAGAAAUUUAUGAUCGAACUGUUUGGAGCGGAUCUGCCCCAGCACCGGCCACACGGUGUGCUGAGCGUCGAGCACCAUACGAGCGGUGCCCAGGCAAACCCAACCGACGGGCUUUGCCUUACGGUGCUGGUCAUCUGUCGACCAUCGAUCGAGUCGGUUUCACUGAUCGGGAAAUGCAUUUGGCACGAGCUAAGCAAAGACCUGAGUGCGCGGCUGGCGAUGGCAGUUGCCGGUAAAAAUGCCACCUUCCAGCUGCACGUGGUACGAUGAGCUGGGUGUCGGUUGUUGUUGCGUUGGCGCGAUCUGUGGUGUACAUUGCUUUUAUUGUGCGGAAAACUAUGGUACGGGAUGCGAAUGGGAAGGAAUAAUACUCUUCUUUGUAAGAUUUAUGUUUAUCCCGCUUAUCGCCGUGGAAGUUGUUAUGCGAAAGGGAUAAACAAGUAUUUUAACUUUAUGUUUAACGAUAUAAAAACCAAACACAACAACAUACCAUAAACGAAAGAUUAAAAUGGCAAGUUAAGUGACUACCAGCUAACCAGGUACAUUUUUGAAAAUUGUUGAAUAAAUAUUUAUUAAGUCAAAAAGGAAA
This is a messenger RNA of Anopheles stephensi (Asian malaria mosquito), 2818 nucleotides long. Its product is annotated as 8-oxo-dGDP phosphatase NUDT18. NCBI's taxonomy places the organism in Eukaryota, Metazoa, Arthropoda, Insecta, Diptera, Culicidae. The transcript has 2 exons. Bases 1489 to 2499 code for a protein of 336 amino acids. The record is from RefSeq and is a predicted model, not a curated record. Gene Ontology annotation, molecular function: magnesium ion binding; 8-oxo-GDP phosphatase activity; 8-oxo-dGDP phosphatase activity.